Dipodomys ordii (Ord's kangaroo rat) is the source of this 982-nucleotide messenger RNA. RefSeq names its product family with sequence similarity 132, member A (gene C1qtnf12). Gene Ontology annotation, molecular function: hormone activity. Lineage: Eukaryota; Metazoa; Chordata; Mammalia; Rodentia; Heteromyidae. The coding region runs from base 1 to 912 and encodes 303 amino acids. Gene Ontology annotation, biological process: positive regulation of D-glucose import across plasma membrane; negative regulation of gluconeogenesis; positive regulation of insulin receptor signaling pathway. The transcript is spliced from 8 exons. The record is from RefSeq and is a predicted model, not a curated record.
AUGCGGUGCGGGGCCGGGGCCGCAGCCCUGGCUCUCCUCUGGUCUCAGCUCCUGCUCCUCCCGGACGUGGGAGCGCGGCGCGAGAACAAGAGGCCGCGGCAGCCCUCCAACGCCACUGCCCUCCACAGCCAGGGGCGGCGGGGCGCCCCCCAGCCACCAGAGACCUCAGGACCUGAGCUCUCAGAUGCCCACAUGACAUGGCUAAAAUUUGUCCGGAGGCCAGACGAUGGGGCCUCUAGAAAACGGUGUGGAGGCCGGGACAAGAGGCUGCGAGGCCUCUCAGGGCCCCCGGGGCCCCCGGGGCCGCCCGGUCCCCCUGGUCCCCCCGGCGCUGAAGUCACCCCGGAGGCCUUACUACAGGAAUUCCAGGAAAUGCUGAAAGAGGCCGCAGAACAUCGGUUCUCAGGGCUGACGGACACCGUGCUGCGCCAGGGGCCCAGCCCGCGGCUAGUGGCUGAGGCCUUCCAUUGCUGGCUGAAGGGUCCCACGCUGGUGGACAAGAAGACGCUGGUGGAGCUGAAGGGGUUCGAGGCUCCCGCCGCCCAGGGGGCCUUCCUGCGAGGGUCUGGCCUGAGCCUGGCCUCCGGCAGAUUCACAGCCCCGGUCUCUGCCAUCUUCCAGUUUUCUGCCAGCCUGCAAGUGGAUCACAGUGAACUUCGGGGCAGGGGCCGGCUGCGGGCCCGGGACGCUGUGCGUGUCCUCAUCUGUAUCCAGUCCUUGUGCCACCGCCACGCGUCCCUGGAGGCUGUCUCGGGCCUGGAGAGUAACAGCAGGGUCUUCACUGCACAGGUUCAGGGGCUACUACAGCUGCAGGCUGGACAGUACACCUCUGUGUUUGUGGACAACGGCUCCGGGGCCGUCCUCACCAUCCAGAGUGGCUCCAGCUUCUCGGGGCUGCUCCUGGGCGCAUGAGCGAGGAGACGCCACGUUGCCCCAGAGAGGAGGUGACUGGGACCCCUGGGUGAUAGCUGUCAUUACUGCA